Molecule: messenger RNA, 929 nt
Organism: Chironomus riparius
Lineage: Eukaryota; Metazoa; Arthropoda; Insecta; Diptera; Chironomidae
Source: the annotation of a GenBank genome assembly
AUGCAAAUUAUUUUCAGAACUGCUCCAAAUUAUUUUUGGUUCUUUAUAAUUUGGUGUAUUUCGAAAAUUACUCAGUACAUACUGAAACAGGAAAAGACAGUUUGGGAAGUGAUUUGGGAGAGAAGUCUAAUAUAUUUUGAUAACGAUGAGUAUAAUUUAUUCAUAAAUGGAAUCUUUUUAACAACCUCUAUCGGAGGACUUUGGUUAUUAGCACUGUAUACAUUUUUUGAUUUUACGCAAAAACCAAAAUUUAUCCGAAAAUAUAAAGUCAAUCCAAAUACACACGAGCCACCAGAUCUUAAAGGAAUGAUGAAGAUUCUUAUUCUCGCUGCAUUUAAUGCAACCUUCAUCACAAAACCAACUUUUAUUUUAAUAUUUUAUGUUCUUAAAUGGCGGGAAUUUCCAGACAUUCAAGUUUUACCAAAUAUUCAAACCGUCCUCAUCUCAUGCUUCAUAAGUGAUCAUCUGUAUGAUGCUGUUGUUUAUUGUGUCCAUCGCACCCUUCAUCACAGAUUCUUUUACAAGAGCAUCCAUAAGUUGCAUCAUGAAUAUAAAUCGCCAAUUGCUUUUGCUGCACUUUACUCACAUCCGGUCGAGCAAGUCUUCCAGAAUUCACUUCCACUAUGUGCUGGAUUAUUUGUUUUAAGAUGUCAUAUUGCUACGGCAUGGAUAUACAUGAUAUCAUCAAUGUUUUCUUCUACCAUUACUCAUUCUGGAUAUCAUCUGCCGUUCCUUAAUUCUCCUCAAUGGCAUGAUUAUCAUCAUAUGAAAUUUGACUGCAACUACAGCACAAUAGGACUAAUGGAUCGGAUAUUUGGAACGGAUAAAAUGUACAGGAACUCUGUAUGUGAAAAACGUGAUGAGCUUUUGAUAUCCUUCAAAUCAACUAGAGAGUUGUAUCCAGAUAAAAAUUAAAGAAUCAUAAAAGA